Exophiala aquamarina CBS 119918 is the source of this 1182-nucleotide messenger RNA. Its product is annotated as 26S protease subunit rpt4. Lineage: Eukaryota; Fungi; Ascomycota; Eurotiomycetes; Chaetothyriales; Herpotrichiellaceae. Gene Ontology annotation, biological process: positive regulation of RNA polymerase II transcription preinitiation complex assembly. Gene Ontology annotation, molecular function: proteasome-activating activity; ATP binding; ATP hydrolysis activity. The transcript has 3 exons. The record is from RefSeq and is a predicted model, not a curated record. Gene Ontology annotation, cellular component: proteasome regulatory particle, base subcomplex; cytosolic proteasome complex. The coding region runs from base 1 to 1182 and encodes 393 amino acids.
AUGGAUGGCGGUGGAGAUCCGGAGCGGCAACAAGCCCUUGAACAGUACAAGAACAAACUACUAGAAUCAAGAGAAUGGGAGUCGAAACUGAAAGCACUAAGGAUGGACAUCAAGGGACUGCAAAGAGAGUUCGAAACCACAGAAGAGAACAUCAAAGCGUUACAAAGUGUCGGUCAAAUUAUCGGUGAAGUCCUGAAGCAGCUUGAUGAGGAAAGAUUCAUUGUCAAAGCUUCUUCAGGUCCUAGAUAUGUUGUCGGCUGCAGGUCCAAAGUUGACAAGGCCAAACUCAAGCAAGGUACUCGAGUCGCACUGGACAUGACCACUCUCACGAUCAUGCGCAUGCUCCCACGCGAAGUCGAUCCCCUUGUCUACAAUAUGUCUCUGGAAGACCCUGGCCAGGUUUCAUUUGCGGGAAUUGGUGGAUUGAAUGAUCAGAUCAGAGAAUUGCGGGAGGUCAUAGAGCUGCCUCUAAAGAACCCGGAACUCUUCCUGCGGGUUGGCAUCAAACCUCCCAAGGGUGUCUUACUUUACGGACCCCCGGGCACUGGCAAAACAUUACUGGCAAGAGCAGUGGCAAGCAGUCUAGACACGAACUUCCUGAAAGUUGUCUCGUCCGCUAUCGUUGACAAGUACAUUGGUGAAUCUGCUCGUUUGAUCCGAGAGAUGUUCGGUUAUGCCAAGGAGCACGAGCCUUGUAUCAUCUUCAUGGACGAGAUCGAUGCUAUCGGAGGCCGAAGAUUUAGCGAAGGAACAUCCGCGGAUCGCGAGAUUCAAAGAACUUUGAUGGAGCUCCUCAAUCAGUUGGACGGCUUUGACUACCUGGGCAAGACCAAGAUCAUAAUGGCAACCAAUCGACCGGAUACGCUGGAUCCUGCAUUGCUUCGUGCAGGUCGACUCGACCGAAAGAUUGAGAUACCUCUUCCCAACGAGGUUGGAAGAUUAGAGAUUCUCAAAAUCCAUGCAGCAGGAGUGGUUACCGAAGGAGAAAUUGACUUCGAGAGUGUCGUCAAGAUGAGUGAUGGUCUCAACGGUGCUGAUUUGCGAAACGUCGUCACUGAAGCUGGACUAUUCGCCAUCAAAGAUUAUCGUGACGCUGUAAAUCAAGAUGAUUUCAACAAGGCUGUGAGGAAGGUGGCAGAAUCCAAGAAGCUGGAAGGCAAACUGGAAUAUCAAAAGCUGUAA